Messenger RNA from Prunus mume (Japanese apricot), 2661 nucleotides. RefSeq names its product nitrate regulatory gene2 protein-like. NCBI's taxonomy places the organism in Eukaryota, Viridiplantae, Streptophyta, Magnoliopsida, Rosales, Rosaceae. The record is from RefSeq and is a predicted model, not a curated record.
CCCCCGCCAACCAAUCCCCUCCCUCCACGUGUCCCCCCGUCCCCCGCGCCCUCCUCCCUCCACCCUCCACCUCCUCCACCCCCUCUCUCUCCCACCAUCAACAGCUCCAACCUCCCACACAUUCUCUCCGCUUCUUCCCGCUCCUCCUCCACCGCCAAGCGCCAACAGCGCCGGCGCCGUCCGUCUGGGCCAAAGCUCCCUCACAUACUGUCGGAAUCGAGCCUUGCUUCUUCCCCGCGAAGCCCGAAAUCGAAUUUCAAUAAUCCCUUUGGGUUCCCAUCGGCUUUUCAAGCGGACUCAACAUACUCGAGCACGCCCUCUCAGGCCUCGUCCAUGUGGAACUGGGAAAAUUUCUACCCUCCUUCGCCUCCAGACUCUGAGUUCUUCGAGCGCAAAAAAGCACAAUCCCAAUCCCACCAAUCUAAUCACCAACAACAAUCCCCUGACCCAGAAGAUUUCGACGACGACAAUACAGAGACAGAGGCCGAAGAAGCCGAGCCCGAGACCGAAACCGAGAGAUCGGAGUACGAUUUCUUCCUCAACCACCAAAACCCGAAAGCCCAGAACAACCAUCACCAGAAAAUGCACGAGUAUGCUCAAUCUGAGCAGUAUGCUCGGUCCGAGAAGUAUGCUCCGUCCGGGAAGUAUGCUCAAUCUGAGCAGUAUGCUCGGUCUGAGAAGUAUGCUCCGUCCGAGAAGUAUGCUCAAUCGGAGAAGUAUGCUCAGUCUGAGAAGUAUGCUCAGUCUGAGAAGUAUGCUCAAUCUGAGAGAGAGGAGGUGCAGUGCAGUGAGUGGGGCGACCAUGACCACGACCAUUACAGCACGACGAGCUCGUCGUCGGACCAUGAAGGGGAUGACGAGCGGGAGUCGAGAUCCGAGAUGGGUACCCGGUCGAAUUUCGAGUCGGUGUCGGUUCGGGCGGAAUCGGUGGCCGGUACAGGUACUUUUCCGGCGGCUCAGGCAAUGCCCAGGUUUACGCCGAGUACGAGCAAGUCGGAGAGGUCGGAGGGCGGGAGUACUUAUAGGAGCAGUGAGAUCUCGAAUAUGAAGAUGGUGGUGAGACACAAGGAUUUGAAGGAGAUUGUGGAGGCCAUUAAGGAGAAUUUCGACAAGGCUGCCAUGGCUGGAGACCAGGUUUCAGAGAUGCUCGAGACCAGCAGGGCCCAGCUUGAUCGGAGCUUCAGGCAGCUCAAGAAGACAGUGUAUCACUCCAAUAGUGUGCUGAGCACCUUGAGCUCCAGUUGGACUUCAAAACCGCCGCUGGCGGUGAAGUACCGGCUCGAUGCCGGUUCGCUGGUCGACACCGGCGGUUCGAAGAGCCUUUGCUCCACUUUCGAACGCCUUUUGGCUUGGGAGAAGAAGCUCUACGAGGAAGUCAAGGCUAGAGAAGGUGUCAAGAUUGAGCAUGAGAAGAAGUUGUCUGCGCUGCAACAUCAGGAGUACAAGGGGGAGGACGAAGCCAAGGUAGACAAGACCAAGGCUUCGAUAAAGAGGCUGCAAUCACUAAUUAUUGUCACAUCUCAGGCCGUCUCAACGACCUCCACCGCCAUCAUUGAUCUUAGAGACUCUGAUCUUGUGCCUCAGCUUGUUGAACUGUGCCAUGGGUUCAUGUACAUGUGGAGAUCAAUGCACCAGUACCAUGAAGUCCAAAACGACAUUGUACAACAGGUUAGGGGACUUGUGAACCGGUCAGCCAAGGGUGACUCAACCUCGGAACUGCACCGACAGGCAACUCGUGACCUUGAAUCUGCUGUCUCUGCCUGGCACUCCAGUUUCUGCCGCUUAAUAAAGUUCAAACGGGACUUUAUCCGGUCUGUUCAUGGUUGGUUCAAGCUCACCCUUCAACCCGUAAACAAUGACAUGACAUUCAAUGUGCACAGUGAAUCUUCUGAUGUAUAUUCCUUCUGUGAUGAGUGGAAGCUUGCACUUGAGCGUGUCCCUGACACAGUGGCUUCUGAGGCUAUCAAGAGCUUUAUCAAUGUUGUCCAUGUAAUCUCUAUAAAACAGAGUGAGGAGCUCAAGAUAAAAAAACGCACUGAAACUGCAUCGAAGGAGCUUGAGAAGAAGGCUUCUUCUCUCCGGAACAUUGAAAAGAAGUUCUACCACUCCUACUCCAUGGUUGGUAUAGGGCUUCCUGACUCGGGGCCUGAAAACAGGCAGGUUUUGGAUGCUCGAGACCCGCUUGCUGAGAAGAAAUCUGAACUUACAACCUGCCAGAGGCGGGUCGAAGAUGAGAUGAUGAGGCACUCAAAGGCAGUGGAGGUGACAAGGGCCAUGACACUAAACAAUCUUCAAACAGGCUUACCGGGGGUUUUUCAGGCGCUGACCAGUUUUUCUGGCUUAUUUACAGAGGCACUUGAGACAGUUUGUACUCGUUCGUACGCUAUCAAAUAGAUGGAUACGUAAUUUUGGUGUCUGUUUUUGUGGUAAGUUGGAAUUUAUUAGAGCUGGGAUUUUUUGGCAGUGGGCUCAGAUUGUUGGUAGUAUUCUUUUGGGGGGUUACAACAUGUAAAUAUAUGGAAUUUUGUGAUUUUGCAAUCCUUUGUUUUUUUUUUGGGGAGGAAGGAAAAUGCCUGUACAGGAAAAUGCUUAGAUUGUUGUAACCCGAGCUUCGCUGUUUUCAGCAUACCAAUAAAUAUACAUGCUUAGCCUAUUUUGUCC